AAACGAAGUUCAGACCAUGCAAGCAAGAGGAAGAUCUGUUGCAGCAGAGCUUUCAGUUUAGUGUAAAAGUACAUUAAAACGAACGGUCGCACCAAUUCACAUUUAGAAAUGUUAGACAGUUUGAAAUGUAAAGACUAACUUGUAUGUUGAUCGGAAUAAAAGGUGCGUUUUUUCUUAAGUUAUUAGUUAGAAUAGUAGUGAGUUUGGAAAGGGCGAGUUGCUGCUUUCUACUGAACAGCGACGAGUUUCAGCCCCGGAGAGCCCGGAGCGAGACGAAGAUAGUCGCUGGCAGAUCCCCGAUCUGGCUUAAGAAUAUGCUCAAUUUAACCAAGAAUUGUAUUCGAAAAACCUCGGAUCCAUGGUGAGGAGAAAGAAGACAUCACCUGCUCCCGAAGAACAUCAAAAUGGGAUGACAGUGAAGCAGGGGGAAGGCGGUGGUGAUGAAGGGGUGAAGAAAUUGAGCCGAAAGCUUGAAGGUUGCGAGGAAGAGGAGAGCGGAGAACAGGGGAACGAAGAGAGCAAUACAAAGAGAGACGGAGAUGAAAUUCCUAAUCCAUCAUCUACGGGUUCGUCCAAUUCGACAUCAGUACCCUCCACUUCAACAUCGAACCCAUCGGGACCUAGCUCAAAUACACACCACCAGACGUCUACACCUAUUCCCCAAAGCCAGGACCAACACCAUUUCCUAAGGUCCAGCGUACGACCUCCUAGCAAACGGCUGCGGAAGGAUCCCAUUGCUUCAGCUAUCAAUGGUCACAGCGGUGUCAAGGGGAAAGGAACAGAAAAUGGAAACUCUGCACCAGUUGGGUGUGGCCAGUCAGGCUCCCCAGGCAGCUCGACCAGUGGAGCCUCCAAGUCAGGACCCCGCAACGCCGGAACGAGCGACAAGGAUGAAGCAGGCGCCAGCCAGAAGAAAGUGCGGCGACAAUGGGAGUCCUGGAGCACGGAGGACAAGAACACCUUCUUCGAGGGGCUCUAUGAGCACGGCAAGGAUUUUGAAGCCAUUCAGAACAACAUUGCACUAAAGUAUAAGAAGAAGGGCAAGCCAGCCAGCAUGGUGAAGAACAAGGAGCAGGUGCGCCACUUCUACUACCGCACCUGGCACAAGAUCUCCAAGUACAUCGACUUUAGUAACGUGUACUCGCGAGUGCUGAAGAAGUCCUCGCAGGAGUUGUACGGCCUCAUCUGCUACGCAGAGCUCAGGAAGAAGGUUGGCGGGUUAAUGGAUGAUAAGAAUGUUGCCAAAUUGAAUGAGCUCAUUCAGCAUGGGGCAACCACUGUACGCUCCAAAGGCAGGAAUCUGCGUAUUAAAGCACCCAUGUGUCGAGCGCUCAAAAAGCUAUGCGAUCCUGAUGGUGUGAGUGAUGAGGAGGACCAGAAGCCAGUGCGGCUGCCCCUCAAAGUGCCCGUGGAGCUGCAGCCACGCAGCAACCACUCCUGGGCACGGGUCCAGAGUCUGGCACACAACCCCAGACUCAGGAUGGUUGUGGAGCUCCACAGGAAAGUGUCCAGCCUCAUCGAGUUCCUCAAGCAGAAAUGGGCCAUCCAGGACCACAGCAUUUGGAAGAGUCUGGAGGAGCGGGAGUCUGUGGAGGGCCUGCAGCGCUCCCCUUGGGGCGAGGAGCGGGAGGAGCUCUUCUUGUACCCAGCGGAGAGCAGCACGCUGAUGCCGCUGCCUGGCGUGGCACGCGUUGUGCACUCCAAAGCCUUCUGCACCGUCCACUGGCUGGAGAGCGGGAAGUGCCGGGCCGCAGCCAAGGACCUCCCCACUGCUCAGAUCCUGGGCAUUCAGGUGGCUCCCAGGGGCCCCGGGAGGCAGGGCCGUGCAGCAGGGGCCGAGGCGCGGCGAGGGGAGGGGGCGGCGGCUGAAGGAGCGGACGAUGCAGCCGCAGGGGGUGCGGAAGACAAAACGCGGAGCUCCUUAAACCAGUUGCAAAACACUGCAGCUCCUCUCUCGCUUCCUCCAGGGCAGAAGGAGGGAAGUGUCCUGAGCCCCGCUGACGGGGCUCCCCCUCAGCUGGAGAGCAGGAGCAGCCUGGGGACGGGAGCAGCCCUUAGUGAGAGCGGAGGGCACUCAGGGACGAGAGAAUCAGAGGGGCAGAGCCUCGUCUUGCAGGUGAAAGAGGGGCUCUGCACAGAGGUCAGCCUGUCACCUAGGAGGGAUCCGCCUGUUUCUCUCAGCAACGGAGGGGGCGCCAUGCACUGUGGAGAGGAGAGGACUAAAGAAGGGUGUGGGCUGUCCCCAGAGGGGCCUGCCGUGGCCUCUGAGCCCCCAGCUCCCCCGCCGCCACCAGGGGAAGUUUGCACUAAACAAGACCAGCCCUCCGAGGAUGGCUGCUCUGAUCCAGGGCGGAGGGGCAGAGGGGCUGCUGGGAAGGAAGAGGUGGGCCCGGGGGCGGGGGUGGGUGGGAGGCCUCCACAGCAGAUCCGGGAGGAGGGCUGGAGCGCCUACAGCACGGAGAACGUGACCCUCGCCGAGCUCUACCUCAUGCUGGGGAAGCCCGGGAAGCUGCAGCUGGAGUACGAGUGGCUGCCCGUGUCCCGGGUGGAGGGGCGACCCCACCCCUGCUCCCGGCCCCCGCCCACCACCCACCGCGUACUGCGCUGCCUGCUGAGGCUCGUCUCCUCCGAGGUCAACCCCAAACCGGCCACUGAGCUGUGCUCCACUGCCACGUCCCCGCUGAAGCCUGCCCUGGAGGAGCAGUCCUUCUCUCCCCCGGGGAAGACGCUGCAGCUGGGAGGGGUGCGCAGCCCAAGCUGCGGGCGCCAACAGGCCUCCCUGCGGGGGGGUAAGCUGCUGUCGCCCAACGCCGGGUCCUCAGGCGUGCGGAGCCUCCCUCGUUCGCUCUUGGUCACGGGGGCCACGGGUGAAGCCGACAGCAGCCUCUUUGCCAUCCCCACCAUGUUGCCCCCCAACAGUCGCCACGGCAAGAUGUUCUCCCCCAACAAGGAGGCGGAGCUGGCAUUCCGUCAGCAGCUGGACUCGAUCAGUUCUGAUAUUUUUCUCCCUAAACAGAGGAAGUUCAGGAGCCGUCACCUACGCAAGCCUCUAGUAGUGCAGAGAACACUGCUCCCUCGAACUACAGGGGACACUCCACAGCAUGUCUGCUCCUUCUCCAUCCUUUCCAACUCGUCAGUUGCAGGCACAGGCUCCUUUCGGCCUAUCCAGCCCUCUCUGCACUCGAACUCCCGCCCCCUCGUCCCCAAAGCCCCUCCCCUCAGCUCCACCACAUCCAGCCAGCUGUCCAGUACGAUUGACUUGGCUGCCAAGUCAGCAGGCAUCAUUCCUGGCAGCCCCUCUCGUGAGCUGGAAGGCCCAAGUACGCCUGGCCUUGUCCUAGCCCCGGACGCAGUGACAUCGGAGCCAAAAAGGGACAUCCUCCACCCAACCCCGGCAGCCGUCGUCCCCACUGAGGCCCCACCAAACAGCGAGCUCGCUCCCCUUUCUCCAGCGGGAGACACAGAUUCUCUCCUCUCCCCUCCCAGCGUGGCCUCUCUGCUCGACAUAUCACUGCCAGGCCCCCCAGAGGAGGUGCUGUCCCAGGGCGAGACCUCCACCCACAUCAGUGACUCCAUCAUCGAGCUGGCCAUCAACUCCGCACAUUAUGGCGAUAGCCCCUCCCUCUCCCCUGCCAAACUGAAUGGCAGUGAAGGAUCCCGCUGCAUCCCGUCCCCUGCUGGCAGCCCCCACCGGAGCUGGAUCGCCUCGCCCUCUCACGAUCCACAGUGGUAUCCCAGCGACUCCAGCGACUCCUCGCUGGGCUGCCUGCUCUCGAGCCUGAUCUCCCCGGACAAGGGGCGGAAGAUGCUGUUGACCUCCUCGGGUCCCUCCAGCGGGACCUCCUUGCUGGGCCCCAGCCUGUUGGACAGCGGCUCUCGCGACUCCUUCCAUUCCAGAGGGCUGGCUGAUGGAGAGGUGGACUCCCAGCUUGCCUGCAUGAUGAGCGAGAACAGCAUGGACUACAUUGCCCGCUUCAAUGAUUUGGCUCAGGAGCUGUCCGUGACAGAGCCACCACUGCCGUCCCCAAGUCAGGGGGACAGUGGCUGAGAAAGGCGGGAGAGAGUGAUCACUCUUUCAGUGCAUCAUCAGAGAACAGCUCGGCAAUGGAGCUUCGUCAGAGUCAAGUCUGAGAAUGUGCAAUAGAGGAUGGCAGGGGGUGUGGGAGGCCCGCACUGUGGGACAAGACGGGAGCCAGGGCAACUUCGGGGAGAGAGUCGGUCUAAUCCGAGCCUUUCUGGACCAGUGUGUGUCUGAUGGAAGAGGUCGCUGAGUUCGACUGGCCCGGGCACCGGCCUUCCCUGGUUAGCAUUUCUCCGGGGCAGGGUGUGUUGCUUGCAUAUAUGAUGAAGCCAGUCAUCAGUGCACUGUCUUCAGAAGACCCCUCUAAAAAUGUGUGUAUGAGCUGAAUGGUGUUUACAGAACAAGACAUUGUUAAAAUCAAUGACAUCCUCCUCACUGUCUCAAUAAGCAGUCCCAGGUAUGUUCACAGAACAAAUGCCAUUUUGUCACUCCAGAGAGACUUCUCUUUGCUUAGUCUCUUACUUUCCUAAUUUUUUGAAUAACUUGUAUUUACAACAGGAUACAGAGUAAGAGGCAUGCAAGUAGGCACCUUGCUGUUGGGUGAGGAAAUAUGAGAGGUCUUUACCACCAGGAACAAUAUGUGUCUUUAGCCUUCUGAUUUUGAAAAGAUAAGUGUACAUUGAUACAGUCAAAUCUACUUUUGCCCCAAGAAAAGCUCACUAUGUGGUGUAAAGCAUAGCAAAAAUGAUAAAUACAGUACUUACAUGCUCAACAACUUAACGUUAUAUUUGUUUGAACAUGAUUAUU
This is a messenger RNA of Megalops cyprinoides (Indo-Pacific tarpon), 4828 nucleotides long. RefSeq names its product protein cramped-like. Gene Ontology annotation, biological process: pattern specification process. The coding region runs from base 359 to 4048 and encodes 1229 amino acids. The record is from RefSeq and is a predicted model, not a curated record. Gene Ontology annotation, molecular function: chromatin binding. NCBI's taxonomy places the organism in Eukaryota, Metazoa, Chordata, Actinopteri, Elopiformes, Megalopidae. The transcript is spliced from 20 exons. Gene Ontology annotation, cellular component: nucleus.